This is a messenger RNA of Staurois parvus, 573 nucleotides long. The record is from the annotation of a GenBank genome assembly. NCBI's taxonomy places the organism in Eukaryota, Metazoa, Chordata, Amphibia, Anura, Ranidae.
AUGAAUGCCAUCAAAUGUGUUCUGGUGGGUGAUGCUGCUGUUGGGAAGACAGCACUUCUUGUUCGCUUCACCUCUGAGACAUUUCCAGACUCCUACAAGCCAACAGUAUAUGAGAAUACAGGGGUGGAUGUUUUCAUGGAUGGGAACCAGAUCAGUCUUGGUCUCUGGGACACAUCAGGCAAUGACGCAUUUAAGACCAUCCGCCCAAUUUCAUUCCAGCAUGCAGAUAUUGUCUUACUGUGCUUCUCUGUUAGCAACCAUACUUCAUUUCUGAACAUAAGGCACAAGUGGAUAGCUGAGGUCAAGCAACAUCUUCCCCAUAUCCCUGUGCUGGUUGUGGCCACUCAGACUGACCAAAGGGAGAUGAAUCACAUGCGUGCCCCCUGCAUCAGCCCUGAAGAUGGUAAGCAGUUAGCACAAGACGUUCGAGCCAAAGGAUAUUUGGAGUGCUCAGCUCUUAGCAACCGAGGAGUACCACAAGUGUUUGAAUGUGCUGUGCGGACAGCAGUCAACCAGGCCAAAAAAAGAGCAAGACGGAAAAGAUUCUCUGUUAAUGAGUGCAAAAUUAUUUGA